AGUCGGUUUGAAAAGAGCAGACAAAGGCUUUGAGCCCAGGACGCCCCUCUCUCUCUCUCACUCUGCCUACAAAGCCAACCUAGCUCUAUCUUUUCUGCUUUUCUACCAUGGAAAUGUUUUUUAAUAGGCGGCGUUAAGAGUGUUGGUUUUAUUUUUACUUUCUUUUUCUGAAAUGUACGACCGUCUGGAUCCCCGCUCGGCCGAGAGAGGAAGGCUUUUCGUAGGUAUAAUACAAGGAAGCGUCGUCUGAGAGAGGGAGAGAGGGGGAAGGAUUGACGCUUUUUCCUCCUCUCCUCCUCCUUCCUUUCGCCCCCUCUCCUCUUUUUGGCGGAGAGAGGAGUUGAGGCAGGAAUAAACGUUUUUUUUUGUUUUCCCCUUUUUUUAAUGCAUUUGAAUCCUACUGCGCAACGAGACCGGAUCACGUGGGGUUGGAGAGAGUUGGAUCGAUUUUGCACAGUUCAAUGUGAGAAAAAGAGAGAGAAACAAACAACUCCCCUUUCUUUUUUUUACUUCUGUGGAUAACUGGGACUGUUGAUACUUUUGCAUAAUUGCAUGAGAAGGGGAGUGGGUUCUUUUUUCAGCCUUGGAGGUGUGGAGUAUUAAUUCUUAUAUGCCUGGGGUUUGAAAAACAAUGGAGACGCACAUUUCGUGCCUCUUCCCGGAAAUUUUGGCCAUGAUUUUCAGCUAUCUGGACGUGAGGGACAAAGGCAGGGUAGCCCAAGUGUGUAUCGCUUGGAGGGACGCAUCCUACCACAAGUCAGUGUGGAGGGGGGUGGAGGCCAAGCUGCACCUCCGCCGGGCCAAUCCCUCCCUGUUCCCCAGCCUCCAGGCCAGGGGCAUCCGAAGGGUCCAGAUCCUGUCCCUGCGUCGCAGCUUGAGCUACGUGAUCCAGGGAAUGCCUAACAUCGAGUCCCUCAAUCUGUCCGGCUGCUACAACCUCACGGAUAACGGGCUGGGUCAUGCAUUUGUGCAGGAGAUCCCAUCACUGAGGGUUCUGAACCUGAGUCUGUGCAAGCAGAUCACAGACUCCAGUCUAGGCAGAAUAGCCCAGUAUCUCAAGAACCUGGAGGUGCUGGAGCUUGGUGGCUGCAGCAACAUCACCAACACUGGGCUUCUGUUGAUAGCCUGGGGCCUCCACCGGCUCAAGAGCCUCAAUCUGAGGUCCUGCCGGCAUGUCUCAGACGUGGGGAUUGGACAUUUGGCAGGCAUGACCCGCAGCGCGGCGGAGGGCUGUUUGAACCUGGAGUACCUGACUCUCCAGGACUGUCAAAAACUGACGGAUCUGUCACUCAAACACAUUUCCAAGGGGCUGACCAAGCUCCGGGUACUGAACCUGAGCUUCUGCGGGGGGAUCUCAGAUGCAGGAAUGAUCCACCUCUCCCACAUGACCUCCCUGUGGAGCCUCAACCUACGCUCCUGUGACAACAUCAGCGACACAGGGACCAUGCACCUCGCCAUGGGCACCCUAAGGCUCUCCGGGCUUGACGUGUCCUUCUGUGACAAGAUAGGGGAUCAGACCCUGGCAUACAUUGCCCAGGGGCUGUACCAGCUCAAGUCUCUGUCAUUGUGCUCGUGUCACAUCUCUGACGAUGGGAUAAACCGGAUGGUGAGGCAGAUGCACGAGCUGAGGACCCUGAACAUUGGACAGUGUGUGCGCAUCACGGACAAAGGGCUGGAGCUCAUAGCUGACCACCUGACCCAGCUGGCGGGCAUCGACCUGUAUGGAUGUACCAAGAUCACCAAGAGGGGACUGGAGAGGAUCACACAGCUCCCCUGCCUUAAAGUGUUGAACCUGGGACUCUGGCAGAUGACAGAGAGUGAGAAAGUGAGGUGAUUGGAAAGGUUUAGUUUUUUUUUUUUUUUUUUUUUUUUUCUUUUUGUUUCUGGAUGGGGACAUGAGGAGCAGGAGGAGGGGGGGAUAGUUGGGCGGGUACAUUUCUUUUCUUAUUAAAAAGGAGAAAACCUCCCUUUUCCCUCCUGUGUGGUUGUGUAAGGUGUGCGUCUCCCAUGUGAGCAGACUUUUUGAAGUGUUUUUAUUUUUCUCUCUGUUGGCCUUGCAGGAUUUCAAUUAGUGUUUGUUAUUAUGACUAAAUAUUCUGCCUGGUAAGAACAAAUUAAAACUUACUUUUGCUAUGAGCUCAUGAAAAUCCUUGUUAACUAUUGUUUUGAUCUUGUAUUGAGUUUAAAUCUGACAUCAGACUGGAAUAACCUGCAAUGCAAAGCUUGUGUCACACAUUUACAAAAAAAAUAUUCAAAGUGUCAUUUGAAUUAUCUGAUUUUUUUUUUUUUUUUGCUGACACUUGCUGCCAGAAAAAUUCUCAAAGUGAAACUUGUGCCCAUCCAAAGUUGCAUCUACCUUUUUUUUCAUUUUAAGCAAAGUGAGGUUUAAAACUUUUUUUUUUUGUACACCGAGUCUGGAUUUGAGACAUUUACGACUAAUCUCCACUACAGCCAUCACGCCUAAAAACAUUUGGCUACCUCGUAUGUGGUUGUUUCUCAAAGGGUGUAUACUGUUAAAAAAACAAAAAACAGAAGGAAAGCGAGAAUGAGAGACUGGGAGAAAAUGUGCCUAAAGGGACUGUGUCUGCCCCCUCCCCCCAUCCCUCCCUCCCUCCUCCAUGAGCAGAGCUGGAGAAAGGAGACCAGGACACAAUCUAACUACCUUUUGUUAAUUUACCCCCAUAAACAGCAACAAUUUCCCAGAGAGAGAAAGCGAGAGAGACAGAGGGAAAGCGAGCUGUAAAAUCUUUUUCAGAUUUCAAUGGCGCUUUAUGCAAAAAAAAAAUAAUAAAAACCCCGCUUGUGCGCAAGAGCUUUUUUAUGGUUUGUUUUCCUCAUUUUUUAGGGACAAAGUCCAACUUGUAAGCCCUUUAGAGACAUGUUCAAGCUUUGGCCAAUAUAAAGAAGACAAGAUCAUCUGCUUACCCUUAGAAGAAAUACCCAUAGCCAUCCUAUAAUAAUAAUAAUAAUAAUAAUAAUAAUAAUACGGUAGAGGUUUAGGAAUAUUAUAGUGCUACAGUGAAAGAUAAAAAAAUAUGAUCAGGCCAUUAUCAAACACAAUAUAUGUCCAUGUAAGUUUGUUAUAGGUAUAUUCAGCAUUUUUCUAAGGGAUGCUGGUGGAAAUAAAUGUCAGUGGAUGUUG
Molecule: messenger RNA, 3142 nt
Organism: Perca flavescens (yellow perch)
Lineage: Eukaryota; Metazoa; Chordata; Actinopteri; Perciformes; Percidae
Gene: fbxl14b
Product: F-box and leucine-rich repeat protein 14b
Exons: 1
Coding region: 632-1834 (400 amino acids)
Biological process (GO): SCF-dependent proteasomal ubiquitin-dependent protein catabolic process
Cellular component (GO): SCF ubiquitin ligase complex
Molecular function (GO): protein binding
Source: RefSeq, a predicted model, not a curated record